GUUAAGGGCCAAGAAAAAACAAAAGUUUUUUGUGUUUCUAUAGUUAAUCAAAUAGAAUAAGAAAUUGCUAGGCGCAAUGAACGAUUUUCUAUGGUCUCUAACAUUAUGCCUUCUAUUCCUAAUCUACUCGUUACCAUUGUUCGUUCGUGUAUAUGGCACCACACAAAUGGUUAUCGAUGAGGAAUUUCAUUUGAAGCAAGGCUUACAUUUCUGUAACAAGCGUUUUGAUGUCUGGGAUAAUAAAAUCACAACAUUCCCUGGAUUAUACUUGUUUUCGUUGAUUUUAUAUCCAUUCAAUUUUUGCUCUGUGCUCGGAUUACGUUUAAUCUCUUUGGUGGCUGCCGCGGUGAAUGUUAUCCUAUUUUAUAUGAUUAGAAGGUCGCAACUGGAGAAAUUUAGAAUAGGCAAUAACACAAUGGCUGCCUUAGAGGCUUUUACCAUCGCUGCAUUGCCACCGUUAUAUUUUUUCAGUCAUUUAUACUAUACCGAUACACUGUCGUUAACCAUGGUCUUGGUAUUUUAUCUGUACUGGCAAAAAGAGAACCAUUUGCAAGCUGCUGUUUUUGCGGCUGCUAGUGUUCUACUGAGGCAAACUAAUGUGAUAUGGGUGGGAAUGGCCUGUGCUUGUACAGCUUUGGAUAUUAUUGUCAGUGAUUAUGCUUGCUUUAAAAAAAUACCAAGACGUUCUGUUAACAUUUUACAGGCAAAACUAUGGUUGGAGCUAUUUAAGAAUUUUAAAUUAUUCUUCAAAUGCGUUUGGGAUGUAUUAAAGCAGUGCUCUUUUUAUAUAAUAAUUAUUUUACCAUUUGUGGGUUUCGUGUUUUUGAAUAAAUCCAUUGUCUUGGGCGAUAAAAGGGCUCAUGUUGCUGCUUUGCAUAUACCACAACUUUUCUAUUUUGCUACAUUUACCUGCAUCUUCGCCAUAACGAAUACUUCACAAAGAAUAGAAAUAGCUUUACGUACCAUUUUACAUCGCAAGCUUACCUUUGUUUGCCUUUUGAUCAUUUCACUUAUUAUUAUCAAAUAUAACACUUUGGUCCAUCCGUAUUUAUUAGCUGACAAUCGUCAUUACACAUUCUAUAUAUGGCAACGUUUUUAUGGCCGUUACAUUUGGUUCAAAUAUGCGAUGUGUCCAAUCUAUGUGAUAUGUUUAACUAUCAUUUACCAAAGUAUAGAGCAUUUAAAUAGAAAUUUCACAAUAAUGUUUUACGUUGCUGUAUUUUUGUCGUUGUGCUUCCAACGUCUGCUGGAAGUACGUUAUUUCCUUAUACCGUUUGUAUUGUUUCGUUUGCAUAUCAAACCAAAUAUUAGAAGUCGUAUACCUCAGUGGUUAGAACUGAGUAUAUAUGUGGCAAUAAAUGCUUUAACAUUUUACAUAUUUUUCACUAAAGAAAUCAGAUGGAAAGAUUAUAAAGAACCGCAAAGAAUUAUAUGGUAAGAUUCAAGAUUUGUUCCGCGCAUCUAUGAAAUUGAAAUGUAUACUUACUAUUUGUUCAGAUGUAUUCAUAUACAAUUAAUGAUUUUAUACGAAAAUGAGAUAAAUAAAAGUGAAAUCUGUCUCGAGAUUUCUUAC
Messenger RNA from Glossina fuscipes, 1573 nucleotides. It is a transcript of the gene Alg10, whose product is annotated as putative Dol-P-Glc:Glc(2)Man(9)GlcNAc(2)-PP-Dol alpha-1,2-glucosyltransferase. The transcript is spliced from 5 exons. Gene Ontology annotation, cellular component: endoplasmic reticulum. The record is from RefSeq and is a predicted model, not a curated record. Gene Ontology annotation, molecular function: dolichyl pyrophosphate Glc2Man9GlcNAc2 alpha-1,2-glucosyltransferase activity. Gene Ontology annotation, biological process: protein N-linked glycosylation; dolichol-linked oligosaccharide biosynthetic process. Lineage: Eukaryota; Metazoa; Arthropoda; Insecta; Diptera; Glossinidae. The coding region runs from base 77 to 1438 and encodes 453 amino acids.